This is a messenger RNA of Cynara cardunculus var. scolymus (artichoke), 1509 nucleotides long. RefSeq names its product squamosa promoter-binding-like protein 12. Gene Ontology annotation, cellular component: nucleus. Gene Ontology annotation, molecular function: DNA binding. The record is from RefSeq and is a predicted model, not a curated record. The transcript is spliced from 5 exons. The coding region runs from base 111 to 1394 and encodes 427 amino acids. Lineage: Eukaryota; Viridiplantae; Streptophyta; Magnoliopsida; Asterales; Asteraceae.
UUGCUACACACACAAACACACUUUCUCUCUCUUGAUGCUUUUCUUUCUCUCUCUAACUUUCUUCAUUUGGUAAAGUAAAAAUCUUCAGAUUUUCCUUCAUUUUUCCUGGAAUGUUGCAGACUACUGUGAUCGAUAUGGACUGGAAUACAAAGUGGGACUGGGAAAACCUCGAUCUUUUCAGUUCAAAAGGGGUUGCAAGUCCCAAGAAGCUACAAUCGCCAGAUUGGGGAAUCAAAGAGGGGGAAGACAUCGAUGUGUCUUUUAAUCUGUCAGGGGUUGUUGGUGGAAGCGGAGGUUCUGCCUCUGAUGUUGGGAACAAUUCAUCAGCGAAGAGCUCGAUAUCAGCUUCAACUGAAUCUUCGUUCAAGGACGGCAUGAAAGUGUCAAAUUUCCCAUUUGAGGGAGCUGGAGGUUUCCCUGAUGCUUUCAGUAAGGAGUUUACCGGAGGUGAGCUAAAUGGAACUUCUCCAUCAUUGGAGGCUUCAGUUUGCUCUUCCGACCAGUCCAUCGGUUUGAAGCUUGGUAAACGAACAUAUUUUGAGAACAGUUUUGCCAGGGGAAAUACCAAAACAUGUUCUUCCCCAAAUAUUCCUGCAUCCUCUGUAUCCACGGUGAAAAAACUUAAAUUAUCUUGCCAAAGUACGCCUAUUCCACGAUGUCAGGUUGAAGGAUGCAACCUUGAUCUCACAUCUGCCAAGGAAUACCAUCGUAAACAUAGAGUUUGUGAAAGUCAUUCAAAAUCCUUAAAAGUUGUUGUGGGUGGUCUUGAUCGUCGGUUCUGCCAACAAUGUAGCCGAUUUCACAGUUUGUCAGAGUUUGAUGGGAAGAAGCGGAGCUGUCGCAGACGGCUUUCCGAUCACAAUGCACGACGUCGUAAGCCACAGCAGGAAACGAUCCAGUUUAACUCCACAAGCCCGUCUUCAUCAUUUUAUGAUGGGCAACAGCAAUUGAGUUUUGUGUUUAACAAUGUUCCUCUGGUUCAAACUAAACCUGGUGGUAGUUCUAUUUGGGAAAGCACAUGCAAUUCGAAACCUUUGGUAGCGACAGUGAAAGCUGAAAAACUUGGAGGGCAUGACGGGCUAACUCAUUCUGUUGGUCAGUUCCCGAAUGCUGUCAACAUGCCUAGUCUUGCUGUAAAUGGGAUUAUGCCAUCCAAGGGCGCCACGGCCAAUGUCUUUGAUCAAGUAGAAUCAGUUGAUGUUGGUCGUGCUCUCUCUCUUCUGUCAAACAAUUGGUGGGGUUCAUCAUGUGAACCAGAUUUCAUGCAUACAACAAAUAUGGGUUUACCAUUCGAGUACUGGCAGCAGGUUGAUCAAGAAUCUCAUAGCAUUCUCAAACCAUGGAAUGGAAUUCAAUACGGGAAUCCGAUGGAUGAAAUCUUGAAGCCCUUGUGAGAUACUUUUCAAUAAAGCCAGCUACGCAGGUAUGUUGUUUAGUUAAUUAGAUUAUUGUUAUUCCAAUUAUAUAUCCAUUCUGUGUCCAAAUGGAGGUUCCAAAACAUGACUGAAA